This is a messenger RNA of Fusarium proliferatum ET1, 1029 nucleotides long. RefSeq lists its product as uncharacterized. The coding region runs from base 1 to 1029 and encodes 342 amino acids. The transcript has 3 exons. Lineage: Eukaryota; Fungi; Ascomycota; Sordariomycetes; Hypocreales; Nectriaceae. Gene Ontology annotation, cellular component: nucleus. Gene Ontology annotation, biological process: rRNA processing. The record is from RefSeq and is a predicted model, not a curated record.
AUGGGUUCCAGCAACAAGAAGAAGCGCGAGAAGCAAAAGGACUUCCAGAAACCGAAGUUCAAGGUGGGCAAGGAUAAGCCAAAAGCGUCCAAUUUCACAGAUACAAGUUUCAAGUCAAAGGCUAUUGUGAUGGGGCAUCAGUCACUCUCAACAGUCGCACCUGAUGUCGCCCAACAAUUCAAACACAAUCUCUCACUAGCCUCUUCUUCAAAGUCAGACAAACAAAGACGAGAAGCAUUGGCCUAUCUUACUUCACAGCUUUCAGCAGAACCUCCUGUCAAUCCAGUAGGAACACAUGCCGUUCUCGCCAAACUGCUUCCACUCAUCUCAGAUAGCUCGACGCCAGUUCGAAGUCAAUUACUCAAGCUUUUCAGAGAGCUACCUGCCGAAGAGGUCAGACACAGUGUGGAGCAAGCCAUCAUGUUUAUCCGGGCGGGUAUGACACACCUCUCGGCCGACAUCAGCAAUGACUCUCUCGGUGUAAUGGAAUGGAUUUUGGAUGUUGCAGAGAACGACUUGAUCGUGUGUCCUGGCGGUUGGGUGAAGACCCUAAACAGUUUCUGUGCCAUGAUGGGGUGGGCAUUGACAACUUCAAAAGCCGGAUGGUCUUCUGGCUCAAGAUCUGGUCUGCGGGCAAAAGAUGCUUCGACAUAUGCCCGACAAAUCGCCACGCUAUCACGGUUCCUGGAGGCUGGUCUUCGGCCUGAAGCUGAGAUUCCCGAAGACGAGUCGGAGAUAUGGGACAACUUAUAUCGAAUCCCACAAGACUCGAAUGCAUUCGAAUAUCUCAACCUUUAUGGUACUCGACGAGACGAAGAGGGGGAAAUGUAUCCCAGUCGCGAUGCAAGACAACGAGUAUUUGAGCGAAGGUUUUUGGAGGCAGUGCUGAAGGGCACCGACCAAGCGAAAAAAGAGGGUGGUGCUACUGGUCGAGCCGCAGCUGGCCUCGACAAAGUUCUUCAAGACGGAAUGGGCGAAUAUGAAAGUUCGACGGCAAUGGAUACCCAGGAUCUCCUGAGCCUCUGGUGA